This is a messenger RNA of Hyphopichia burtonii NRRL Y-1933, 1625 nucleotides long. RefSeq names its product MFS general substrate transporter. Gene Ontology annotation, molecular function: transmembrane transporter activity. The record is from RefSeq and is a predicted model, not a curated record. The transcript has 2 exons. Gene Ontology annotation, cellular component: membrane. NCBI's taxonomy places the organism in Eukaryota, Fungi, Ascomycota, Pichiomycetes, Serinales, Debaryomycetaceae. Gene Ontology annotation, biological process: transmembrane transport. Bases 1 to 1500 code for a protein of 499 amino acids.
AUGUCUUUGGAAAAUAGAAAACCGACUUCGAAAACAAGUUCGAUUGUGGUAGAAGAAGACCAAUUGGAUAGUGUACAUAUUGAAGACUCCUAUCAGAAGACAUGGAAAUCGAACAUAUGGACCAAUUUAGACUAUUCUAAAGAGCAUCGAACUAUUUUGAAUAAAUUAGAUUUUUGUGUUUUAGUUAGUGCUAUGCUAUCAACGUUUGCAAAAUACAUCGAUAAAUCUAACUUAUCAUCAGCUUAUGUUUCAGGAAUGAAGGAAGCCAUUGGAGUAGAGGGAAAUGAAUUGAGCUAUGCUAAUACCGGGUAUAGUAUAGCAUCUAUUAUUUCAGGAUUUGUUGGAGGUAUUUUGAUGGUUACCUUGAAUACAAGAUGGUACAUUUUAACUAUCGAGAGUUUAUGGACUCUAGUAACUUUUUGUUUUGUAUUAAUCAAGACUCCUACCCAAAUGAUAGUUUUAAGAACAUUUAUCGGGUUAUUGGAAGGUAGUCAUUUUGCAGUAUUAAUGUUUUUAGUUGGAGGGUAUUAUCUCAAAAUAGAGGUCGCCAGGAGAUGUAAUUUAAUAAAUGCCUUCACUGCAAUUGGGCCAAUGUGUGCAUACGCUUUACAAUCCAGGGCAAGUGCACUGCUUGAUAAAGUCAAUGGGUAUGCUGGAUGGCAGUGGUGCUUUUUACUAGAUGGAAUAAUUAGUACUGGGGUACUUAUUUUUCAAUUUUUUUUCCAAGUAGAUAAGUUGGAAUCAUUAACACCUAACUGGUUCUGGUCACAAGAGGAAAUCGAUUAUCUUAGAUCGAGGUUGCCUGCUAAGAAUAAAGAUGAAAAUUCCAGACAAAUCAAUAAAAUUACAUUAGUUGAUUUGAAGAAAUUCUUAUUGACUUGGAAAGUUUAUCCGAUUUGGCUUUAUUCUAUUCUUAAUAAUUUCGUUCAAGAACCAGCAGCAGCUAUUCCAUUCUAUUUUAAAGGUUGGAAUGCAAUCAAGCCUGGAUCUUACACUACGCCACAAAUCAAUAAUUUAACCAUUCCUUUAUAUGCCGUUCAACUACUUACUUCGAUAGUAUCUGGAUGGUUGUCCGACGUCGUCUUCAAAGGAGAUAGAUGGCAGGUUAUGGCAAUUGGUAUAAGUUGGUCAACGGUUGUUUAUUUUUACUUGGGAACUCAUAAAAUAUUUGAAGCCCAUAGAGCUACCAUUCUCUUUUUCAUGUACAACUCUGGAGUGGCACAAGGAGUAGCAGGCCAAUUUUGGGCACAAGCACAAGAUAGUUUUGAGUCUGAUUCAAAAUUGAGAUCAUUUGUCACCGGUGGCAUCAAUCCUGCUUCGGGUGUCUGUGGUGCCAUUGUUGGACCUUUGCUUUACCCUUCUUCCAAAUUACCAGAAGUUUACACUGGGUAUUUGGUCUCCGGAGGUGCAGGCAUUGCGUAUGUUCUGUUGAGUGUCUUAUUUGGCCUUUACCUAUAUUUAGAAAAGAAGAAGACUAUUGAAAUCACUAACACGUGUUAAGCAUUGCAGUAAUUCAUCUAUCCAAUUGCCGCAAAACGAAGAGAAGCAGAAAAAUACUUCAAAAAAAGAUCAUCAAAAGAUACCAACUUCGAAUUUAAGUAUAUUGAAGUAUAGUUUGAUUUUUC